Molecule: messenger RNA, 657 nt
Organism: Peromyscus californicus insignis
Lineage: Eukaryota; Metazoa; Chordata; Mammalia; Rodentia; Cricetidae
Gene: Ldlrad1
Product: low density lipoprotein receptor class A domain containing 1
Exons: 5
Coding region: 1-657 (218 amino acids)
Molecular function (GO): protein binding
Source: RefSeq, a predicted model, not a curated record
AUGAGUCUGAGCUGUGAGGGACCAGCGGUUUGCCCAGUCUGCUUCUGGUCUCUUGGGCAGGGAGAUUCCGAGAGCCAAGCUGCUGCUGGAAAGCGAGCCUGCCCUGGAGGGGAAGGCUGUGGCCCCUGCUGCUGCUCGCGCCGUGGGGCCUGCCUCUCGGCCUUCCUGCUGCUACUGCUGGCCGUGCUUGCCGCCUUGCUUGUCGUGGCCACUGUCCUCGGACGUCCACCCCGCAUACCAGAGACCCAGUCCUGUGUGACAGUGACCAACAGGACGGGCUUCUUAUGCCAUGACCGAAGGCACUGCAUCCCAGCCCACGGGGUGUGUGAUGGCAUUCGCACCUGUGCCCAUGGUGAGGAUGAGGAGGAAAGCUUGUGCCGAGAUGUGCCCCAGAGCCUCCCCAGUUUCCUCCUGGCCCACUGUGGAGACCCAGCCUCCUGGAUCUACUCGGACCAGAAAUGUGAUGGCACCAACAACUGUGGGGACUGCUCUGAUGAACUGAGCCCAGUGACCGUGUGCCCACCUUGUGGCCCGGGAUGGUGGCGCUGCACUCCAACUGUUUUCAGGUACUGCAGCUGCAUCCCGAGGGUCCUGUGCCGGGACCGCGUGCAGCACUGUUCUGACUGGUCAGAUGAGUACGUCUGUCCUGGACCCUGA